Molecule: messenger RNA, 840 nt
Organism: Terrapene triunguis (Three-toed box turtle)
Lineage: Eukaryota; Metazoa; Chordata; Testudines; Emydidae
Gene: CLCF1
Product: cardiotrophin like cytokine factor 1
Exons: 3
Coding region: 126-824 (232 amino acids)
Source: RefSeq, a predicted model, not a curated record
GUGAGGCUUCGCCAUUCGCUUGGGGCUUUGGGUUUAGAGUAAUAACUAAUCAAAAAGUUUGUUUUCUAUUGAACAAAUUCUGCAGCCUUCCUUCCCCCACCCCAACCCCACAAUCUGAGUCUACUAUGCUAUAUGUUUCUGGGGAGAUUUCAGGAGAUUCUUGGGGGAUCUUUGCCUUCCUGUGUGCCGCACUCUGGAACCUGCCCACGCUCCCUGCCCUGAACAGCACAGACGAGGUGGGCGCCGUCCAGUCCAUCCAGAAGACCUACGACCUCACCAGGUAUCUGGAACACCAGCUGCGCACGCUCGCCGGCACCUAUCUGAAUUACCUUGGCCCCCCCUUCAAUGAGCCAGACUUCAACCCUCCCCGGAUGACAAGGGCCGAGAUGGUGCCCAGUGCCACUGUGGACUUUGAGUUGUGGCGCAACCUGAAUGACAAUGCCCGGCUGGCAGCCAAUUAUCGGGCCUACACGCACCUGCUAUGCUACCUGCGCAGCAUGGAUGGGCAGGUGGCCAAGGCCGAGCUGCGCAAGAACCUGGGCCACUUCUGCACCAGCCUGCAGGGCCUUGUGGUGAGCAUUGCCAGCGUCAUGUCCUCGCUGGGCUACCCGCUGCCCAGCCCGCUGGGCAGCGCCAACCCCACCUGGGCCCAGGGGCCGGGCACCACUAGCACCCACAAUGACUUCCUCAAGAAGAUGGACGACUUCUGGCUGCUCAAGGAGCUGCAGACCUGGCUGUGGCGCUCCGCCAAGGACUUCAACCGCCUGAAGAAGAAGGUGCCGCCUGCUGCCCUCAUGCUGCGCCUCGAGGCGCGGGGUUUCUGACCCCUGACCCCCCCAC